Molecule: messenger RNA, 202 nt
Organism: Racocetra fulgida
Lineage: Eukaryota; Fungi; Glomeromycota; Glomeromycetes; Diversisporales; Gigasporaceae
Source: the annotation of a GenBank genome assembly
GCACAACAAUUUACAAAGAUGAAAUUAAACUUUUACAUGAAUUUAAACAGUAUAUAUUUCGUAAAGAUAAAAAGAAAAAACAAGUACCUAUUGCCAAAGAAAUUGAAACAGAUGUAAAUGCUUGUUUAGAAAAAAUCAAAAAAUAUCAGCCUGUUUCACCAGAAUAUCAACCUCAAUCACCAUCUGCUCAGUUUAAAACCAA